GUUGGUGAGGAGUUUCCUGUUUCCCCCGCAGCGGCCGGGUGAAGUUGAGUGAGUCACUCGCGCGCACCGACAGACAACACCCCCGCGCGCACAUGCCCCGGGCUGGAGCCGGCCUCCUGUGCAGUUCUCCUCGGCCGCCGGGGGCCUCCCCGCGCUUCGCUGGCCUCUAGGCCCCCGCCUAGCUCGCUCGUGGACGCCACAUCUGGCCCGCACAUCUGCCCGGCCCGCCCGGCGCGGGGUCUGGAGAGGGCGCCGCGCGGAGGCGCAGCCUGGGGCCCGGGGAGGCGUCGUCCGCUGCGCUCUGGGCUUAGUCUAUGAAGAGCAGCGGGAUCUGCCAUGGGUCGGGGGCUGCUCAGGGGCCUGUGGCCGCUGCACAUCGUUUUGUGGACGCGUAUCGCCAGCACGAUCCCGCAGCAAGUUCAGAAGUCGGUUAAUGAUGACAUGAUGGUUACGGACAACAAUGGUGCAAUCAAGUUGCGGCAACUGUGUAAAUUUUGUGAUGUGAGAUUUUCCACCUGUGACAACCAAAAAUCCUGCAUGAGCAACUGCAGCAUCACGUCCAUCUGUGAGAAACCACAGGAAGUCUGUGUGGCUAUAUGGAGAAAAAAUGAUGAGAACAUAACACUAGAGACACUUUGCCAUGACCCCAAGCUCCCCUACCAUGGAUUUGUUCUGGAAGAUGCUGCUGCUUCAAAGUGUGUUAUGAAGGAGAAGAAAGUGAUUGGCGAGACCUUCUUUAUGUGUUCCUGUAGCUCUGAAGAGUGUAAUGACCACAUCAUCUUCUCGGAAGAAUAUAACACCAGCAGCCCUGAUUUGUUGUUAAUCAUUGUCCAAGUGACGGGCGUCAGCCUUCUGCCACCAUUGGGCAUUGCCAUAGCCGUGAUCAUCACCUUCUACUGCUAUCGGGUUCACCGACAACAGAAGCUGAGCCCAUCCUGGGAGACCAACAAGCCACGGAAGCUCAUGGAGUUCAGUGAGCACUGUGCCAUCAUUCUGGAAGAUGACCGCUCAGACAUCAGCUCUACUUGCGCCAACAACAUCAACCACAACACGGAGCUGCUGCCCAUUGAGCUGGAUACCCUGGUGGGGAAGGGCCGCUUUGCUGAAGUCUACAAGGCCAAGCUGAAACAGAACACUUCAGAGCAGUUUGAGACCGUGGCAGUCAAGAUCUUCCCCUAUGAGGAGUAUGCCUCCUGGAAGACAGAGAAAGACAUCUUCUCAGAUAUCAACCUGAAGCACGAGAACAUACUCCAGUUUUUGACGGCUGAGGAGCGGAAGAUGGAGCUAGGAAAGCAGUAUUGGCUCAUCACCGCCUUCCAUGCCAAGGGCAACCUACAGGAGUACCUCACUCGGCAUGUCAUCAGCUGGGAAGACCUGCGCAAGCUGGGCAGCUCCCUUGCCCGGGGCAUUGCUCACCUGCACAGUGAUCACACCCCAUGUGGGAGGCCCAAAAUGCCAAUCGUGCACAGGGACCUCAAGAGUUCCAAUAUCCUUGUAAAGAAUGACCUGACAUGCUGUCUGUGUGACUUUGGGCUUUCCUUGCGUCUGGACCCCACUCUAUCUGUGGAUGACCUGGCCAACAGUGGGCAGGUGGGAACUGCAAGAUACAUGGCCCCAGAAGUCCUAGAGUCCAGGAUGAAUUUGGAGAAUGUUGAGUCCUUCAAACAGACAGAUGUCUACUCCAUGGCUCUGGUCCUCUGGGAAAUGACGUCUCGUUGUAAUGCGGUGGGAGAAGUAAAAGAUUAUGAGCCUCCAUUUGGUUCCAAGGUGCGGGAGCAUCCCUGUGUUGAAAGCAUGAAGGACAAUGUGUUGAGAGAUCGAGGUCGACCAGAAAUUCCCAGCUCCUGGCUCAACCACCAGGGCAUCCAGAUGGUGUGUGAGACACUGACCGAGUGCUGGGACCAUGACCCCGAGGCUCGUCUCACAGCCCAGUGCGUGGCAGAGCGCUUCAGUGAGCUGGAGCACCUGGACAGACUCUCGGGGAGGAGCUGCUCUGAAGAGAAGAUUCCCGAAGAUGGCUCACUGAACACUACCAAAUAGUUUUCCCUGGGCUGGCUGGACCGAGUCCAAACAGGCCACCCCUUUUGCCAAA
Orycteropus afer afer is the source of this 2092-nucleotide messenger RNA. It is a transcript of the gene TGFBR2, whose product is annotated as transforming growth factor beta receptor 2. Lineage: Eukaryota; Metazoa; Chordata; Mammalia; Tubulidentata; Orycteropodidae. Gene Ontology annotation, molecular function: ATP binding; metal ion binding; activin receptor activity. Gene Ontology annotation, biological process: cellular response to growth factor stimulus; protein phosphorylation; transforming growth factor beta receptor signaling pathway. Gene Ontology annotation, cellular component: signaling receptor complex; plasma membrane. The record is from RefSeq and is a predicted model, not a curated record.